Messenger RNA from Cuculus canorus (common cuckoo), 8998 nucleotides. RefSeq names its product zinc finger protein 451 (gene ZNF451). Gene Ontology annotation, molecular function: sequence-specific DNA binding; DNA-binding transcription factor activity, RNA polymerase II-specific. The record is from RefSeq and is a predicted model, not a curated record. Bases 278 to 3496 code for a protein of 1072 amino acids. Gene Ontology annotation, cellular component: nucleus. NCBI's taxonomy places the organism in Eukaryota, Metazoa, Chordata, Aves, Cuculiformes, Cuculidae. Gene Ontology annotation, biological process: regulation of transcription by RNA polymerase II. The transcript has 15 exons.
UGCUCAGGGACAUGGUUUAGUGGUUGAUAGGAAUGGUUGGACUUGAUGAUCCAAGAGGUCUUUUCCAACCUGGUGCUUCUAUGACCAGGAUCUGGAUCCGCAGCUGUGACUGGGGCGUUGUGAUGAGUUCGAGUUGGGACCUGGAAGCUGGACCCAGGGCGUUGUGAUGGGCACAGUGCUGUUGCUUGGCAACCCAACCCCUGCAGGUCACCCAACGAAGCCGCCCCUGCCCACCCCAGUACACAGGGUGUGAAGAUGCCGGGGGUUGGUGCAGGUAAUGGAGUCUCAGAGCUCUCAUGUUGACAUUCAAGAGAGCACAUCACCAACUUCUGAAAGUGGAGAUGAGAUUGAGUUUAUUGGAGAAGAACCUUUAAGACCUGUACUUGAAUGCAUUGAUCUCGUCAGUAGUGAGGAUGAAGAACCUAACAGCAGUUCUUGUGUUCAUAGAAAUAUUAAGCGUAAAGAUCACAUUGACUAUCAGAAAGAACGAGUUGCAUCAACCUUGGAUCGUCUGGCACGCCAUGUUGAAGUAGAGAAACAGCAAAAAGAAGAGAAAAAUAAAGCCUUUAAGGAGAAAGUUGAUUCCCAAUAUGCUCACGGAUUGCAAGAACUAGAAUUUAUUCGGGAACACAGUGAUACAGAAGCUGCAAGAUUGUGUGUUGACCAGUGGUUAAAAAUGCCAGGUCUCAAACCAGGCACUGUUAACAGUGGAAAAAGGAGUGUCCAUAAGAGGGGAGGUCAGAUGCCAGUCAACAGCAGUCCCAUAUCUUGUCCUGUGAUGCAUUGUAACAGAGAGUUUGAUAAUAGACAUCUUCUCCUAGGUCACCUUCAAAGGUUUGAUCACUCUCCUUGUGACCCAACAAUCACAUUACAUGGACCCCCAAAUAACGCUGUUGCCUGUGUGAUAUGCUGCAAAAGAUUUUCAACCUCUCAGCAGUACAAUGACCACCUAUUAUCUAAGAUCAAUGAAAAUGAUGGACAUAAAAAAGAUCUCCCUCCACAGCAUAUUCAGUGUUUUGCAUGCCCAAAUUGCUUCCUUCUUUUCACCAAGAGAGACGAGUGCUUGCAGCAUAUGUCAGGGAAGAACCACUUCCUCCAGGUUUCUAAAUUGAGUGAUGAAAUGAAGGCUGACCUUCCUCUACCUUUCCCAUCAUAUGCAAAGAACCUUCUGAUAUCUCUGUGCAAAGAGGUCCCCUUCCAAGUGAAGUGUAUAUCCUGUUACCAGAUACUGCGCUCGCACAUGGAAUUAACGGCUCAUUUCAGAACACGCUGUCAUAAUUCUGGGCCUGUGGCAGUCUCAAAGAAAAGCAUCUCCCAAGUUGCAGAGAUAUUUAAAACUGUAGGGUACUGUGAGAACUGUGAUCAGCUGUUUGCUGAUAAGAAACAGAUCACGCAGCAUAAGCAAACCACUCACCAUAACGUUAGAGCUCUUACUACAAUGGAAGAGUCCAUCUUGAUGUUCUGUCAUAUCAACCGAAAAAACCAGAAUCAGUCUCAUUUGUGCGAUGUUGUGGAUCGGUCAAGACCACUGCUCAAAAGACAUUUGACUUCGAGUGAGUCUACCGGUGAAAGGGGAUCUACUCCCUCAAAACGGAAGAGCAAUUUGAAAGAUAAAAGUGAAGAUCAUGUAGCAAAGCAAAGGCAAGGUAGUGCUGGCAAAGUAAAAGCCUGGUUUUGUGAAUGCUUUCGAAAGUUCUUCACAGAAGAGUCAGUAGAAAAGCACAUUUUAGCAGCCAACAGGAUCUGUCACAAGUGCGCUGUGUGUGGAAAGCUUGCGGAAAACUCGAGCAUUAUUCGCCUGCAUAUGAGUCGGUUCCAUGGGGGAGCACACUUGACGAAUUUUCUUCUCUGGUGCAGAGCGUGCUCUGUAGAUCUCAGAGAAGAGGAUAUUAUGGGACACGUGACUGAAUGUCAUGGUGGACAUAGUUACUAUUAUGAGCAAGAAGCUCUAGAAGAUGAACCUAUGGCAUCUGUUUCUGACACAGCGUGCAUUUCUGCAGGUGGAAGGAUAGACAGCAAUCCUAGUCCUGUAGAACUCUCCCCUGAAAAAAGAACUGUUCUGGGAAAAUGGCAGUGCCGCAUUUGUGAGGAGAUGUUUGAAUCUGAAGAGACUGUUAAACAGCAUUGCAUGUCCUUGGAAAGCCAUGCAUUUCACAGAUAUUGCUGCGGCUUAUGCAGAAAUCACUUUCGGAAAGUAGGAACUCUCCAGCGACACUUCCAAGAGCAUCACAGCCAGGAGAUAGAGACUAAAUACUUCUGUGGCCUUUGUGGUAAUCUCUUCUUUGACACAGAAAAAGAAUUUCUAGUCCAUUAUGAGGAGAUUCAUAGCAGGGACUAUGCAUUUGUACCUGAACAGGUGGAAGUAUCAAUAAAACAAGAAGAGGACUUCCUUCCAGUAGAAAAUGGAGACCGUUUAAACUGUGGUUGCCGGACAACUUAUGUCUCCAAAGUAAACAAAAGGAAUGAUUAUGUGAAUUGUCAGAAAGCCAUGCUGCAAAAAGGAAACUUAUGGUUUCGAUGCUGCUUCUGUUCUGCAACUGCACAGAACUUUGCUGAUUUGAACCGACAUCUCGCCAGUCACUCGUCAGUGAAACAUAAGGAAGAAAUUUAUGUUGUGAGAUGUGCUGCGUGCAACAAAAACUUCGACGAUCUCCAGAGCGCACAUGAGCAUUAUCACGUGAAACACUGCUUUUUGCAGAAACCCGAUCUCUCAAAUCUUGCAUCACAAUCUGAAAAUAAAGUAUUCAAGUUCUCAGCAAGCGGGGCUAGUGUGGACAGAAAACCUCACAAGCUAAAAUUCCAAGCAUCUCCAUCCAAGACUCGGGGAAGGACACCGUCGUCUCCUCUACAAGGACCAGUACAGGGAAAGAAAGAGAAAAAAGAAAACUCGGCACACUCUGAAGAAUGUGAUGAAGAUGGUGAACUUCCUGAUCUUGACUACCUGAGUACCAUGACUCACAUUGUGUUGGUGGAUCUGGACAACUGGGGAAGCUUAUUCACACAGCUGCCAGCUAACCUGAACCAAGGGACAUUUAUCUGGGGCUUUCAAGGAGGAUACAGCAACUGGAAACCUCCAGUGCAGUGCAAGAUUUACAAUUACCUUAAGCGAAUUGGUUGUUUCUUUCUUCAUCCACGUUGUGGUACCAGAAGAGAAGCAGCAGACUUUGCUCUCUGUGUUCACGCUGGUCGUCUGGAUGAGCAUCUGCCCAAGCAAAUUCCUUUCACUAUACUUUCUGGAGACAAAAGCUUCCUGGAACUGGAAAGUCAAUUUAAGAUGACUCAACGGUCAGCUCGCAUCCUAAAUCCUCACCACAUUGAAGGAGAUAUGAUGUGUGCCUUGCUUAAUAGCAUUUCAGAUACCACGAAAGGUUCCGAUAGCGAAGAGGAUGAAGAUAUUAAACUGAUAAUGAGGAGGAGCUUAGAAGAAACAAAGAAAGAGGAAGAGCAAGAUGCAGAAUUAGAAGAAGCUAUCAAGAGAAGCCUUGAGGAAAUGUGAAUUAAAAUACUUCAGUACAGCAACGCCAUGUCAUUAGAGCUGCUUACAAAAACAGAAGCUUGUUCAUCUAUUUACAAAAGUUCAGAAAUACCACUUCAAAAACAUGCCUGUAUCUUGAUUUGUUAGACUUAUAACCUGAUAUAACCUCUGUCAUGCUGAUGAACAGCUGGAAUUUAUGAAUAUCUACUGCAGUAUAUCGUGUAUGAUAAAAAUAAUUUUUUAAGCCUUUACGUAUUCUGUUUCUAAUGGGUGAUGACUAAGUCUCUCCAGUCUAGCUCUCUAAGUUGUUCCCUAAUCAGUAGGCUGGUCUUACUAGGUAUUUUGGGGGGUUUCAUUGUUGUUUUUUUAAAAUCAGUUCUUGUAUUUAAGUUUUCUGUCACAAUUUGUCGUUGUCUUAAUUUACUUUUUCAUGUGGUCUUUGCAACAGAUAAAAAUAGUAAACUCCAAUUAUCUCAGAUUUGCCUCACUAAUCUUGUUAUAAAGAGAAGCUUAAGUCCCGGGUUUACAAAUUGAACAUAUGGUCUAACUCUUGCCUGUGGUCAGUCUCACCUCAUAGACCAUAAUUUUGUCUGUCUUGUUUGUUAUAAAUGUACAGUCUGUGAUCCUGAUUCUGACGGUUAGCUUUUUAGCUUUAUUUUUAUAAAUGUAUAUGUUUUCUUAAUAGUAGCAUUGUAGGGUGUUGGAUUUUCUGGCUUAAAGUUUGACAGAUUAAGCUCCUCCCUCUGAUCUGAGGCUGGAACAACUUUGUAAGUGAACAGAAGCUAAAUAAACUUUGUAGUUCCCGUUUGGAAUUGAUCUGAGAGAAUUAAAGCUGUAUUAUUCCUAUAUUCUAUUCUCCUUGCUCCCUUCUGUUCAUGAAGAGGGGGCCUUGGAUAAAUUAAUGUCAACAUGUUAAUUAUUUUGAUACUGUCCUUAUUUUAAGGUGAAAAUUAUUUGUGUUUAUUUAUCCCAACUUCUCACUUCAUUUAAAAUUACCUAUGCAAGCUGUCCAGCUUUACCAGCCUAUCCUACUUCAGUUAAUGACUGCUGUCAAUCAGUAAGAAUCUCAUUGUAAUAAAAUGCCAGGUUGAUUUUUUUUUAAUUAUUAUUUAUUAGUCUGUGAGUUUACUUCUAACUGCUGUCAAUCUAAAUAUUUAUUAUGCGAAAGUAACCCCUUUUGUGGUGAGUAAGACAAGGGGAAGGCUAGAUUUUUGUCACUCUGUAAUUCAAGGAGUCAGAAUAACUACAGUUAUGGUUCAUCGUGGUUAGAAAAACUGGGAAACUGACACUGGUUUUUUUCCAACCUUGAUUCUGGUAUAAUUUCCAUCUAUGAAACAAAUAGAAUUAACUAAUAGAAUACAGUGAGUUAUCUCUGUGCUCAUUAACAGCCGUACAACUUGAAGAAACUGUUCAGACACCAAAAAAUAGUUUAAAUUCUUCCAGUGCAUUUGACUCUGACACUUGCGUGUCAUAGAGUCAACAAGACCUCUGAAUGGUUUCCUUUUAUGCCUGCUGCUUGCUUUCCCACUGCAAAUCUCUGAUUAAAUGCACUCCUGGUCAAAUCCAGGUGUGCAGUUCAUCCUGCUGCUGAGGAAGCCUUGUUCUAGAAGAUUUUGAGUUGCCUUUAGCUACUGGCUCAAGCUAAAUCAGUUCCACGGGUUUUUCACACCAAGUUCUUCUAAUAAAGCAUGGAAUGAGACAGAAAACAGUUUUCACGCCCAAAAACGUGAGUCUGACUUAUAUGGGCUUUUGGGUAGGGUGAUUUUUCUUUUUUUCUUUUUUUUUUUUUCAGUGCAGACCCUGAAGUUGCAAAGUCCUUUCAAAGUGAAAGAUGUUUCAGCUGGAGGAAAAAGUGCUUGUCUUGAGGAAUGUUUAAAACCUGGGUAGGUGGUCUUUGCCAGUCUGCUAUGUUAGCUUUUGAUUAUGUGCUUUAUUCCUCAUCAUUUUCCUUUUUUCUGUUGUAAAAGUAAAGUUCGCUUGUACCUGAUGGGCCAUGACUUAAUUGCUUUAAAAAAAGCCGCGUGCACACACGCGUUCUCUAUACUUGGCACUCUGGUUAUUCAACGCGUUGUAUGGGCAGCCUCGUCUACUGAUUGAAACAAGCAGCAAAUCCCAACCACUGAUGCCUCCGGCUUUUUUAUAAAACGGCUACAAAGUCUUCUAGCCUCUGUAUUCUCCUUAUGUUGAAAGUAGUCUCCAGGAUUACCGAUGUCUUCAAAUUUGUCCUCAUUGUCUUUGGUCUCUUUGAAGUUCUCUUAACUCUGACAUUUUUCUUUGCAAAAUUUUCUGCCACCGCAGGCUUGUGCUUGAUACUUAGGUUUCCAGAAGAGCAGGGAAAAUUGGGUUCUUAAAACGCUACACGUCCAGACAUGUGACUUUUUACUCAUCGACAUAUGUAGUACUGGCGUUUGUUCUUCAGCUGGAAAAGGUGUCUUGUAAAUGGUUGUGUUUCAGAAUUUAAUGUUUCUGGCUGGGAAGUCUUGUUUAACUGGCUGAAAUUUUUGAGGUUUGCAUUGCAUACGCAGAGAGAUUUGUCUGCAUUUAUGAGCACAACUCAUCUGUCAAAAGGAGCUUGCCCAGCAUCCUUUGUUUGUACCAGAAGACAUUUGUCCUACGCUUUUUAAAAGAAUUUUCUUUUGUGGUGACCAUUCAUUGGUCCACAGUAAUCCUGUGGUGCUUUUUCUUACUUAAUCUUAAUGAAGCAAAAGUCUAAUCUCCACCUCCCUGCCACCAGCUGUCCCUUUUAUUGCUCUUCAUUUCUUUACAGUGCAUGCGUAAGUUCUACAAAACUGAAAUCAGGACAGGUUGAGAUUGGUACAAGGUUCUUAUCACUUCGGUGCUUUGCAUGCCGUGUUCUUUCAUAUCAUACAAAAUCCCUCUUUUAUUCCCAUUCAGAGACAAGAUGAGAUUCCAAAUAAGUCGGUGUUUCAGUGGAUGGAGCACUAAAAAAUCACACCAGCCUGGCUGCUUCUGUAGUUUAAUAGUAUAAAAAAAAAUUGAGAUGAGAUUACUGCAAGGUACUUGCUUUGUAUAUGUUUUUGGGGGGUAGUUAAUUUUCUUAGCUCUUCCAGGUAUACAGAAAUGACCGCUGCUGUUCCUAUAGCGGUUGCAGAAUGCAAAGCUUUACUGAAUCUUUACCAAAUAUGGUGAAGUUCAUAGAGGUAUGAAGUUACGCUGUCUUCUUUCUUAAAAGGAAAGUAUUCUAUCAUCAGCUUGUGUUGUCCUAGCAAUGUUUACAAUGACUGCUGUUGUAAAUUGGAAGGAGGUGAGCGAGGCUGGAUGACGAAUUGUUUCAAAAUUCAUUUUAAAAAGUGGCUGACAUUAGCACAAAGAGACUUUCUGACUUGCUUUUUGUCCAGCUAAGUAGCUUUAAUAAAGUCUGCACCUGCAUAUUUCUUUUGGCAUGUCUAAACCACUUCAAGUUUCCUGUGGAAAGUCUUUUAUUCAAAUGGUUUAGAGAUCAGUUGUAACAAUCUGGGUCAAAUAAUAUGGCCUGAGAUAUUAUAAGAGUGGAUUUAAACAAGUCAACGGAUUUAUGACAAGUAGCAAGGACACACAAUGUGUGCACUCAGAGGGCAAAAGCUCUGUGCAUGUGGAAAUGUAAUGUAAAAUUCCCUUCGUAAAUCUCUGCAACCAUCCUUUCAUUGACUGCAGUGUCCUAAUUUCUUUUGGAGCUCUGAGGGAGACAACAACGACAGUCAGCUGAGUAUCUGCAGCUGGACGGAAUUCACUGCCUCAUUUAUUAGGCAGUUUUCCUCCCUGUGAGAGCAAACUGCCGCAUGCCCCAAAAUGGUUAUGCCGGCUUUCAGAUUGCUUCUGAGAUAGAAGACUUGGUUCAGGCUUCUGACAGGCGUAGGACCUCGGGGCUUGCCUACAUAGUGAAACGAUUGCAACGUGUGUAGGCAAAUCCAGGGCUAGCAUUAAUUAGCCUUGGUAACUAACAGUAAAGAAGCAGCGGCAGAGGUUCAGCAGGUGCUAAGUGAGGGGGCAGCCCACUGUGAUAGCAGCUCCGUGUUUUGAUUAAAAACAUAUCUGAGAAUCUCACGUUGGGCCAUCUUCACUGCUAUUGCUACAGUGGUGGGUAGACUGCAAGGUGGCUUUGGUUGGCUGGCCCGAGCCCUGCUUGCAUCAUAGAAUCAUAGAAUAGUUUGGGUUGGAAGGGACCUUAAAGAUCAUCCAGUUCCAACCCCCCUGCCAUGGGCAGGGACAUCCCACUGGAUCAGGCUGCCCAAGGCCCCAUCCAACCUGACCUUGAACACCUCCGGGGAUGGGGCAGCCACAACUUCCCUGGGCAACCUGUGCCAGUGUCUCAUGGUGAAGAAAUUCUUCCUAAUGUCUGGCCUAAAUCUGCACCUCUCCAGUUUAUACCUGUUCCCCCUGGUCCUAUCACCACAAGCCAUUAUGAACAGUCCCUCUCCAGCUUUCUUGUAGCCCCUUCAGGUACUGGAAGGUCACUAUAAGAUCUCCUCUGAGCCUUCUCUUCUCCAGGCUGAACAAGCCCAAUGCUCUCAGACUGUCCUUGUAUGGGAGGUGCUGCAGCCCUCUGAUCAUCUUUGUAGCCCUCUUCUGGACCUGUUCCAACAGCUCCAUAUCCCUCUUAUGCUGAAGAUUCCAGAACUGUCCACAGGAUUCCAGAUGAGGUCGUUCCAGACAUUGUUCUGGUAUGUAUGGGAACUGUUGUGUUUCUGUACCACCCAUGUAUAAAGAAGAUUCUUUAGAUGAAGUUCCUGUAGGUGAAGAGAGGAAAAUAAUCUGGCAUGACAUUUCUUGGGUGUGGACUUUCUCUUUGAUCCUAUUCCAUGACAGCUCGUGUGUAAGUGUCGGGAUAUGUGACAAGGUACGUAUCAGGAUCUGAAAUAAAGCAAAGUUGGAACUAGCAAUGUGACAAUUUGGUGUAGAUCCCUGGCUCUGGGACUUCUCCACACACGUCAGACAUCCAAGGCCUGGGAAAGUUGCUCUUUCUGUGUUUCCAGAGGACCUUUUACACGUAAAUGAGACUUCACUGUAUGUUGCUCUGGUUUGCAAGCGGCACCCCUUUUUUUAUGAUGCUGUAGUUCCAACAAGAGAUGGCCAGUGGCUUCACUGCUGAGGUGGGAACGCAGAAACCAUGAGAUACACACCCUCUCCUCAUGCUGUAGCUGGUGCCCAUAGCCAGAGCAGCGCUGUGCGGUGGACACAGCCAUAAGGAAGAUGAGGAGAAGGGAACACAGGGAUGGCAGCACCAGCAAUCCUUACCUGGCUGUCGCCCUCCUUUACCACAGACCACAAGGAGGAGAACAGAAUCCAUGCUUUGUUUCAGAUGUGAGCUCCCUACAACCUCCUGUUGCCUUGUGGCCUUGAAGGACCUAAUUCCUGCUGUUUGUGUCCACAAACUCCUUCUCCCAAUUCAGAUGUGAGCCACUUCCAAUCCUCCAGCCUCCGGGGAUGGGGCAGCCUGCUUCUCUUUCUAGCCCAGACUUCUGUUUUUUUGGAAAAAUGGUGACUACUGCCUCUUUGUGUACCUUACCAAGAAAUAGAGGGGAU